Molecule: messenger RNA, 954 nt
Organism: Colletotrichum truncatum
Lineage: Eukaryota; Fungi; Ascomycota; Sordariomycetes; Glomerellales; Glomerellaceae
Source: RefSeq, a predicted model, not a curated record
AUGGACGCUUAUCAAUUUGGUCGGAUCCCAACGAAGCCUACAGCACAGAUAUGCUAUAGGUUUGAUCGUGCCCCUCAAACACCGGACCCGCAUCUACUAGUCUUUGUCAACGGCCUCGGCUUGCCACAGGUGGGGUGGGGUCCAACUAUUUCGGGAUUGAAGGAAUUGCGCAAGGCAGCUGUUUUGCCUCACAUUUUAACCUACGACCGCUUCGGCCAAGGCCUUACAACUGAUCGUGAUCCAGAAGAUGUUUCUGCAUCUGAUGCUUCCCAUGGUCAUGACUGUCUCAGUGCGGUGAAAGACUUACGCCAGUUAGUUGCAACCAUCGCCAAGACGGAGCUUGAACUUUCGGAGACAGACAACAUACCAUUAAUCCUCGUCGCAAACUCCAUCGGUUGUGCAAUUGCUCGUCUUUACGCCCAAGAGUAUCCCGGCACUAUCGCAGGCUUGCUACUUCUAGAUAGCGUCCUUGCAAAUUCCGACUUUAUCUCUAUUUAUCCAGAUCCAGAUGCAGACGGUUUCGACACCAACAGUCUGCCUGACGGCAUAACGAGCGAUGCACUCAGAUCCUGUCGCGAAUCCGUCCGCAAAGUAUUUCACCCCAGUGUCGGUAGCCGAGAGGGUUUGAGUAGAAAGAACCUCUCGGUGCUUCUGCCCGCAAGCGACUCUCCUGUUCUCGAAGGACCGGGGCUUCGUGGACCGUGGGUCACAGUUGUCGGACACGACUUUGAAACUUUUGCGGAGGAAUCUGAGAAAAUGGGCCAUCCUAGGCUUCUGACCCAAACAUAUGUGAACCCCUACUGGCACGCAUAUAAUCAAGGUCUUGUCAAGAUCACGGAGGCUGGAAAGUCAAAGGGUCCGCUGCAGGCUCCCAACGCUGGGCAUUUUGUGCAGAGGGAUAACCCUGACUUUGUCGCAAAGGAGUUGAAUGAACUGCUUUCUAAAAUCAUGUAA